UGGGUGGUGAGAAGGCAAUGGCGAGUGGUGAAUAUAUUUUCAUCAUUAUCGAUCCUAGUCAAAAAAGUGUGAAAUUUUGGGAAAUUGUGGAAUAAAUAGUGGCCAAAAAGUGAUGUGGUAAUUUGUUUACAAUGGUGUGUUUAGUGUGAAAUUGCGUUAACAUAGUAAAUAGCACGCAGGUGCGAUAUCAGAGUCGCGAUCACGCGAGAGGACCUUUUGUGACUACCUGAGACAACCGUAAAUCUUUCAACCACGGAGGACAUGGACACAUCGGACGAGGCGAUCGAGAUGAUCGAAGACGCGGCCAUCACGGGAGCCUCGGAUGACGAUGACGGCAGCCCCAGCAGCCCGGAGAGCGCCUACGAUGACGGCAAGGACCUCAUGAACAUCGCCAUGGGUGACGACGUGACGGCCCAACUGGCGGCCGCCGGCCCUGUCGGCGUGGCGGCCGCGGCGGCCAUCGCGUCGGCGAAGAAGAAGAAGCGGCCGCACUCCUUCGAGACAAAUCCCUCAAUCCGGAAGCGCCAGCAGAAUCGUCUCCUGCGCAAACUGAGGCAAACCAUCUUCGAAUUCGCCACGAGAGUCGGUCAGCAGGCUAUUGUACUCGUGGCCACUCCAGGGAAACCAAAUACCAGUUACAAAGUUUUCGGCGCCAAACCGCUGGAGGACGUGGUGAAGAACCUCAAAAGUAUUGUCAUGGAGGAGCUGGAGACGGCUCUGGCGCAGCAGGCGCCGCCACCGCCGCAGGAGGACCCGUCGCUGUUCGAGCUGCCGCCGCUGAUCAUCGACGGCAUCCCGACGCCCGUGGAGAAGAUGACCCAGGCCCAGCUCAGGGCGUUCAUUCCGCUCAUGCUCAAGUACUCGACGGGACGCGGCAAGCCGGGCUGGGGCAGGGAGUCCACGCGACCGCAGUGGUGGCCGCUGGAGCUGCCGUGGGCGAAUGUGCGAAUGGAUGCGCGCACGGAGGAGGAGAAGCAGAAGAUCAGCUGGACUCAUGCGCUGCGCAAGAUCGUCAUCAACUGCUACAAGUAUCACGGGCGAGAGGAUCUCCUGCCGGCGUUCUCCGAGGAGGACGAGAAGGCCAACAUCCUGGCCACGUCCAAUGCCACAACGACGACGGCGUCCAAUGUGGGGGUGUUGAAAUUUCACAAUGGGGGCACUGUGACGUCGGCGAGCAAUCAGCAAACCACAAAGAUUCAGAUCCAAUCGCCGACACAGACAAUAGCAAACGCACAGGUUUGCCUAGACCCGUUGGCACUAACAGAUGUGGAUUACACACAGAACAUGCUGCAAACCAUCACAAACGCCGAUGGGUCCUUGUCGAUAAUCCACGUGGAUCCCAACAACUCAAUAAUCACACUUCCAGACGGAACUACUGCACAAGUCCAAGGAGUGGCGCUGACGACCCAGGGCGAGGGCACCACGGUGCACACGGUGCAAGGCAUCGAGGGCAACGGGCAGACGGAGAACAUGACAGUGGACCUGACUGAGGCGGGCCUGGGUCAGGAGAACCAGCUGAUCAUCACGGGCGAGGACGGCCAGGGCUAUCCGGUGUCCGUGAGUGGGAUGAUCACCGUGCCCGUGUCGUCCAUGUACCAGAUGGUGGCCAAUAUCCAGCACUUGCACCAGAACGGCGACGGCACGGUGUGCCUCACGCCCAUUCAGGUUGAGAAUGGCGAGGGCAUGGAAACCAUCACCGUGAGUCCGGGCAUGCAUCAGAUGCUGCAGAUUCAGGGCGCGCCGGGCACGGAGCCGCAAGUGCUGCAAGUUCUGAGCUUGAAGGACGCCACAGUGCUGACGAAGGCCAUGGCCGCCAUCACGGAAGUGAAGGGUGACGACGGUGAGGAGAAGCUCUUCACGAUCAAGUAGAUUAAUUUUCGGCAUAAAAGUGUGUGUGAGUAAAUCAAGGGUUUGAUGCCGCAGAAUCUCAACUUUCUCACUUCCUUUUCCCAACUCCCAUUUUCCGGCUAUCAUUAUGAAAACGCGACGACAUUUAAAGAAGGCAUUUUUGAUUGACACCGUGUUAGAUUUUUGAUGUACCUGAGAAAACUUCACUGACAUUUUUUUUUCUUCAUUUCGAUUACUUUGAAAAGUGUCUGAAAAAGUGAUUUUCAAAAUGUAUGAUUUAGUUUUAGAACAAUUUUAUUUAUAUACAAUUUUUAUUAUUAUUUCUCAAUGUGAUUGACUAGAGGAUAUUUUAGUUUGUGAUACUUUUUUUAUUUAUUUAUUCAACUAUAUUUUUUUUAUUUUCUCGUGCAAGACACUUUUUCAGACAUUUUCACUUUUUUCUAACAUACGAUAAAACAAUGGAAACAGGAAAAUUAAUAAUAAUUAAAACAAAAAUCGUAAAAUUGAGAUAAGAUUUGACAUUAAAAAAAAAAUCAAUUUAAUUUUUAGUGCAAUUAUCCAAAAAAAAAAAUCUCUAAAUUAAUUCACACAAAAAAAACACC
This is a messenger RNA of Phlebotomus argentipes, 2450 nucleotides long. It is a transcript of the gene ewg, whose product is annotated as DNA-binding protein Ewg. Lineage: Eukaryota; Metazoa; Arthropoda; Insecta; Diptera; Psychodidae. The transcript is spliced from 8 exons. Gene Ontology annotation, cellular component: nucleus. Gene Ontology annotation, biological process: regulation of transcription by RNA polymerase II. Bases 262 to 1869 code for a protein of 535 amino acids. The record is from RefSeq and is a predicted model, not a curated record. Gene Ontology annotation, molecular function: DNA-binding transcription factor activity, RNA polymerase II-specific; RNA polymerase II cis-regulatory region sequence-specific DNA binding.